CACGUCUUUCUCGUUCAUCAAUUUCUGUGAACACUCAAAUUCACACACACUCUCUCUCACUCUCUUCUUCUUCUUCUUCUUCAUUCAACACCAGAAAGCAUGAAAGCUUCCACCAAUGGCGAUUUCCUCAGAACCACCGUUUUCCUCAAGAUCGCUGCUAUCUUCGUCGUCGCCGGUACCUUCUUCUACCUCGGCAUGCACUACUCCGACGGCUACCAGCAGCUCAUCUUCUUCACCUCCACCACCGCCACCGCCACAACCCACGAGGUCGCCACUUCCCCCAAUUUCAACCAAUCCUUCAACGCCUCUUCGCUAAUCGAAUCCGAUCGCAACCAGACGCAAACCGCAAAAUCAGUACAGCCACCGCCACCACCGGUGGAGGAUCCGAUGAAGAAAUUCGGUGUUCUGAAGGACGAUGGCACGAUGUCGGAGGAGUUCGAGGUUGGGGAUUUUGACCCGGAGAUGGUGGAGGAUUGGGGGAACGAGACCCGGGUUGAGGAUUCGGGUUCGGGUCAGGGUCAGGGUCAGGGUCAGGGUCCGAGACCGGCGGUGAAGAGGUUUGGGUUGUGCCCGCGGAGUAUGAGCGAGUAUAUACCGUGUUUGGAUAAUGCAGAGGUGAUUGAGAAGCUGGAAUCUACGGAGAAAGGGGAAAGGUUUGAGAGGCAUUGUCCUGUGGAGGGUAAAGGGUUGAAUUGCUUGGUUCCUCCGCCCAAAGGGUACCGGCCACCGGUUCCGUGGCCUAGAAGCCGAGAUGAGGUAUGGUAUAGUAAUGUUCCUCACACACGCCUCGUUGAAGACAAAGGGGGUCAAAAUUGGAUUUCUAGAGACAAAGAUAAGUUUAAGUUUCCAGGUGGUGGUACUCAAUUUAUACACGGAGCAGAUCAAUACUUGGACCAUAUUGCAAAGAUGGUUCCUGACAUUACAUUUGGUCAGCAUAUAAGAGUUGCUCUUGAUGUUGGCUGUGGCGUAGCCAGUUUUGGUGCGUACUUAUUAUCACGAAAUGUUGUGACCGUGUCUGUUGCUCCCAAGGAUGUCCAUGAAAAUCAGAUCCAGUUUGCUCUGGAGCGAGGUGUGCCAGCAAUGGUGGCUGCAUUUGCAACCAGACAUUUAUUAUAUCCAAGUCAAGCUUUUGACUUGAUACAUUGUUCACGCUGCAGAAUUAACUGGACUCGAGAUGAUGGAAUUUUGCUUCUUGAAGUUAAUAGAAUGCUAAGGGCAGGUGGGUACUUUGUCUGGGCUGCCCAACCAGUUUAUAAACAUGAGGAAGCUUUGGAAGAACAAUGGGAAGAGAUGCUUAAUCUUACUACUCGUCUUUGCUGGAAGUUGUUGAAAAAAGAUGGGUAUGUUGCAAUAUGGCAGAAACCUUCUGACAAUAGCUGCUAUCUAAACCGUGAGGAAGGAACUAAACCUCCACUUUGUGACCCAAGUGACGACCCAGACAAUGUUUGGUAUGUUAAUCUGAAAACAUGCAUCUCUCCAUUGCCCGAGAAUGGAUAUGGACGAAAUCUUACCAGAUGGCCUGCACGUUUGCACACUCCACCUGAUAGGCUUCAAAGCGUAAAACUUGAUGGUUUCAUAUCCAGAAAUGAGCUUUUUAGGGCAGAAUCGAAGUAUUGGAAUGAAAUAAUAGAAAAUUAUGUUCGUGGAUUACACUGGAAGACGAUGAAAUUUAGAAAUGUUAUGGACAUGAGAGCUGGUUUUGGAGGAUUUGCAGCUGCAUUCAUUGACCAGAAUCUGGACAGCUGGGUUAUGAAUGUCGUCCCUGUUAGUGGCCCAAACACUUUACCUGUUAUAUAUGACCGUGGGCUGAUUGGAGUUAUGCAUGACUGGUGUGAACCAUUUGACACCUAUCCAAGAACCUAUGAUUUACUGCAUGCUGCAAACCUACUUUCUGUGGAGAAGAAAAGAUGCAAUGUGUCAUCAAUUAUGCUCGAGAUGGACCGGAUACUGAGACCUGGUGGGCGUGCGUACAUCCGUGAUUCUCUUGCCAUAAUGGAUGAGCUUGUUGAGAUUGCCAAGGCUAUAGGCUGGCAAGCGACGGUGCGAGACACAUCUGAGGGUCCUCAUGCAAGUUACAGGGUCUUGGUUUGUGAUAAGCACCUACUACGCGGUUGAUAUAUAAAACUCACAUUCUUGUUUUUGGUCCCUGCAAGAAAAGGGUCAUCAUACACACUUGAGAAUUGAAAGUAUGUGGAGAUAUCACUUCUAUAUAAUUGUCUAGAAGCAUUUGUUUAUUUAAUCCUUGACAUCAGAUCGUAAGAGUUAGUUAGUGCAUGGUUUAACUUGCUUGUAAAAUUCAAUUUAUUCUUUUGUGACAUAGUUUUAGACUUUUGGGCCUAAUAUCUGGUAUAUUGUUCCUAAUGAUCUUUAUUUCAAAGUCUUAUUUUUUUCAAA
This is a messenger RNA of Lotus japonicus, 2394 nucleotides long. RefSeq names its product probable methyltransferase PMT11. Gene Ontology annotation, cellular component: trans-Golgi network; cytoplasm; endosome. The record is from RefSeq and is a predicted model, not a curated record. The transcript has 9 exons. Lineage: Eukaryota; Viridiplantae; Streptophyta; Magnoliopsida; Fabales; Fabaceae. Gene Ontology annotation, molecular function: methyltransferase activity. The coding region runs from base 100 to 2115 and encodes 671 amino acids.